Panicum hallii is the source of this 1483-nucleotide messenger RNA. RefSeq names its product B2 protein-like. Gene Ontology annotation, biological process: response to endoplasmic reticulum stress. Bases 110 to 1147 code for a protein of 345 amino acids. The record is from RefSeq and is a predicted model, not a curated record. The transcript is spliced from 5 exons. NCBI's taxonomy places the organism in Eukaryota, Viridiplantae, Streptophyta, Magnoliopsida, Poales, Poaceae.
UUUCUUCCAUUUCCAAUUCAUCGCAUCCCCCAUCAUCAUCCUCACCAGUCAUCAGAUCCGGCCAGCCUCCUCCCCCCUCGCCGCCUCCGAGGAGCAGGGAUCCGUUGCGAUGGAGGGCUACGACCGCGAGUUCUGGCAGUUCAGCGACCAGCUGCGGCUGCAGAACAACUUCUCCAACCUCUCCAUCGCCGACUCCAUCUGGUCAUCCGCCACCUCCCCCAACAACCCCUUGCCCGGGCAGAGCGUCAACGCCUCCUCGUGGAAGCCGGCCGCCGCCAGCGGCCCGGGGCUCAUCGGCUCCGGCAGCAAGCUCGCCUUCGGCAACGCCACCACCACCAACGCCGACCGCUACAACUACUUCCCCGCCGGCGCCAACGCCGUCGCCCCCGACGCCAAGAGCAACACCAACAACAGCUCCGGCGGCCUCGCCUUCAGCAAGAGCGUCAACAGCCCCGCCGCGGGCCUCGGCAACGACUACUACUUCAGCAAGAACGCCGGUGCCCUGAACGCCAACACCAACGCCGGCGGCGACGUCAUCAAGAGCUACUUCAACAAGUCCGUCGGCAGGGCGGCCAGCAACAACAACAACAAUAACAACAGCAACUUCGGCGUCGGCAAGAAGAACGCCGCCGCCCACGACAAGAAGAAGAGCGCCGGCAGCGGCAACGGUGCCGGCGCCGGCGUCGACAAGAGGUUCAAGAGCCUGCCGGCGUCGGAGGCGCUGCCCAGGGGCGAGGCCAUCGGCGGGUACAUCUUCGUCUGCAACAACGACACCAUGGAGGAGAACCUCAAGAGGCAGCUCUUCGGGCUGCCGUCCAGGUACAGGGACUCGGUGAGGGCGAUCAGGCCAGGCUUGCCCCUCUUCCUCUACAACUACUCCACCCAUCAGCUCCACGGCAUCUUUGAGGCUGCAAGCUUCGGCGGAUCCAACAUCGAUCCAACAGCUUGGGAGGACAAGAAGUGCCCCGGAGAGUCCCGUUUCCCCGCUCAGGUGAAGGUCGCAACGAGGAAGAUCUGCGACCCGCUGGAGGAGGACGCAUUCCGCCCCAUCCUCCACCACUACGACGGCCCCAAGUUCAGGCUGGAGCUCAGUGUCCCUGAGGCACUAUCGCUGCUCGAUAUCUUUGCGGAGAAAGUUUUUGCCUGAGUACGAGUAUGAUGAGCUGACCAUGUAUGGCGAGGCGAGUACAGCAUACAUAUACCCCGUAUGUAUGUAUCUGCUUCUUGUGGAUUGCAGAGGGAAAGGAAUAAGAUCCGUGCAAGACCAAAACAAUAAUAAUUAUGUGUAUAAUGUUAGCACAAUGCUGGUUAGCAGCAUCUGAUUAUAUCUAGUAUAAGUUAUGCUAGAGCGUUGCCCGCUGGGCUUGCCUCGAGGAGAAAUGUACCCUUGUAUUGUAUCAGAAGAAUUUGUUUCAAAAAAAUUGUAUCAGAAGAAAAAGUUUAGAGCGGUGAUAACAUGCCGCCCCUCACUGUAUUAUACAUA